CCUUCCAGCAGAGUGCAGUAGAGCUCACAGAUCAAACAUCACUCUUAGUAGAAGAAGACCUUUGUUAGUAGACGGUGGACGCUAGGGCUAAAACACACUGACAAUUGACAGAUAAACAAAAAUCACAAAACUUAAAACCGAAGAACCGGAAGCGUUUACACGUCCCUUCUAAAAUGGUUAAUGUCUUGAAAGGAGUUCUCAUUGAAUGUGACCCAGCUAUGAAGCAAUUUCUUCUAUAUCUGGAUGAAACGUCGGCACUGGGGAAGAAAUUUAUCAUCCAGGAUUUGGACGACACGCAUGUUUUCAUCCUAGCCGGAGUUGUGCAGAUUCUCCAGGAGCGAGUAGGAGAACUGAUGGACCAGAAUUCAUUCCCCAUCACCCAGAAAUAAAUGUCUGAAUCUGACAGCAGACCUUACAAUCUGUGGGAGCAGAUGGAUGUAGAGAUUCUUUCUGCGCAAUUGCACAAACACAGAUGUAACUGAAAUAUAUAGAUGACUGGCUACCAAGAUGAUGCCUGUUAUCCCUGUUUUAGUUUGACUGUGAUGCAUACAUUAUAUGCUUUACGUCGCAUAUGUUUCAAAGACAGCUUCUUGAAUCUUUGCUCUGUUUUGCCAGCAUGGUCAAUGAAUUGUGUUUUGCGCACAAGAUGGAAUUAGCUGCAGAAAGGAGCGUUUAAUGUGUUUUUCAGCAUUUCACAGUUUGUACACAAACUGAAAGCAGAUGGUUGAUAACCGUGUGAUUUCUAUACAUGCAUCAAAUAAAAAACUUUAAAAUGUGA
Messenger RNA from Puntigrus tetrazona (Sumatra barb), 778 nucleotides. It is a transcript of the gene gtf2h5, whose product is annotated as general transcription factor IIH, polypeptide 5. Lineage: Eukaryota; Metazoa; Chordata; Actinopteri; Cypriniformes; Cyprinidae. Gene Ontology annotation, biological process: nucleotide-excision repair, preincision complex assembly; nucleotide-excision repair; transcription by RNA polymerase II. Gene Ontology annotation, cellular component: transcription factor TFIIH core complex; transcription factor TFIIH holo complex. The transcript has 3 exons. The record is from RefSeq and is a predicted model, not a curated record. Bases 174 to 389 code for a protein of 71 amino acids.